Penicillium bovifimosum is the source of this 717-nucleotide messenger RNA. Its product is annotated as Sas10/Utp3/C1D family protein. NCBI's taxonomy places the organism in Eukaryota, Fungi, Ascomycota, Eurotiomycetes, Eurotiales, Aspergillaceae. Gene Ontology annotation, biological process: maturation of 5.8S rRNA; regulation of gene expression. The coding region runs from base 1 to 717 and encodes 238 amino acids. Gene Ontology annotation, molecular function: RNA binding; DNA binding. Gene Ontology annotation, cellular component: exosome (RNase complex); nucleolus. The record is from RefSeq and is a predicted model, not a curated record. The transcript is spliced from 3 exons.
AUGGACGAAUCAAACGUAUUCGAGCUGCUUUCGCAGCUCGACGAUAAUACCGAUGAUCUGGAGGAGGUCCUACAGCCCCUCUUGAGGAGCUCACUAUCCAAAAGCUCUAACAAACUGCCUCUCAUGGAUAAAGCAAAACUUCAUGUGUUGAUCACAUACACUCUCGAAUCACUAAUAUUCUCCUAUUUGCGACUUCAUGGCGUCGAUGCGAAGCAGCACCAGGUAUUCCGGGAACUGACCCGUGUGAAGCAAUACUUUGAUAAGAUCAAGGCACUGGAGACCGAGCCCGAGGAGCGAAACAUGACUCUCGACAAGGCAGCUGCAGGCAGAUUUAUCAAACAUGGCCUUGCUGGCAAUGAUAAGUAUGACUUGGAACGGGCCGAGAAGCAGGCCAAAGAGCGAGCCCUUGCUCAGUUCAAAGCUGAUAUGCUUGCCAAGAAGAGCUGGGAGGAGUAUGCUUCUGCACAAACCAAUGAGGAGUCUGACGAUGAUUCCGAAGGGGGAGUAGAUAUUGGACCGGCAGCGGAGCCUCAAGUUGACGCAAAUCUCCCCAGCAAGGCCGAGAAGAAGAGUAAUAAAGAGAAGACCAAAGAUGGCAAGGGACCGGACAGUCGCAAGCCAAAGAAGGGAAAAUUUGACAAGGUGGCACUGCAGGAGAAAAAGAAGGAGCGACGGCAGAGAAAAGAAGAGGCUCGAAAGGCUCGAAAGGCCCCGUGA